Molecule: messenger RNA, 1465 nt
Organism: Melanaphis sacchari
Lineage: Eukaryota; Metazoa; Arthropoda; Insecta; Hemiptera; Aphididae
Exons: 5
Coding region: 535-1311 (258 amino acids)
Source: RefSeq, a predicted model, not a curated record
UUAUUAUCUCGACGCGGCCGCGGUGUUUUUUUAUCGUUUAAAAUAAUAUAUGGUUUUAUCACGUGAAAAAAUACUGACGCAAUCGCCGUCCGCGGACCGUGAACGGCGAAGUGAAGCACUCGUCGACUUACCGGUGCGGCGUACUCACUACUCAAUCGAUACCCAUCGCCGUUGAUACGCAGUCCGUGCUCGGCACAUCGUCAACGUGUACGCCGAUCAUAAUAUUAUUAUUUUUAUUGUUAUUACUGUCGUUAUCAUACCUAAUCGUUAUCACCGCCGUUCCGUUCCGCACUGUGCACUGUAGACGCCGCCGCCGAGUGCUGCGUUCCAAACUCCCAAGUCAUCGCGACCACCGCCAAAUAGGUACGUACCUACCUACCGUACUGUAAUUGUAUCAACGAUGUUGUUGUCGGACAUGAGGCCGGUGGUUACGGUCUCCCACGGUCGUUCCGGUCUUGCGAUGUAGUCGAGCUCGCCGCCGGAUUGACCCGCCGUCUCGGAAAACGAAGGAGAAGCACCGCCCGACGACCCGCAAUGGCCGUGUGGCUGGAAGUGCUGUUCGUGGCUUUUUUCAUCUCGCUGCCGUUCCUCUACGACACGCGCCGGACGUUCCGCUACUACUUCCGUCUGGCCAUCUUCUCCGCGCUGGCCUACCUGACGUCCCUGUUGGCCGUCUUCCAGUUCAAAUACCGGUCCAGGUUGAUCGCAUAUUUUGGACAACAAAUUUCAGAUUUAUUGUCUCUUGAAUGGUGCCUACAUGGGAAAAAAAAUCUGUCAUCAACACGUGCAAGAGUGGCUAUUAUAAAUUAUCAAACUGACAUUGAUACAUUAGGACUUUUACAUUUGGUAUAUAGUCAAGAGAUGGAACUGAAUAUAAUUUCAGAAACAAAUUUUGUCAACUUAUGGCCAUUUUCGUUUUUUCCAUGGCUGCUUUCCUUGGCACUAUCCCCUUUUCAAUUUUUUUAUACCAAUUUAAGGUUGUUGAAUUGUUGUCCAUCAAUUGAUUCACAGCCUACAAUUAUUUUAUCAUCAACUAAAAUGACAAAUGAAGAAACUAUUAAAAUGGCUUUAAAAAAAAAAUUACCUGUCCAGCCUAUCGUAUUUUCCAACUGCUAUUUCAUAAACAAAGAAAAACAUAUGUUUGAGCCAGGUCGUGUUAUUAUAUCUGUUAUGCCAAUCAUAGAAACUGAUGGUUUAUCAGCAAAUGAUAUAUCUAACUUCAGUGAUGAAGUAUGUUCUAAAAUACGUACAGAAUAUGACAGUAUAAGUAAAAUAACUCAACUGGGCGACUAUCAAACACCAUCUUUUUAGGCCUUUGAGUUCAUAUUAUUAAUAAUACUCUUCCAUGCACAAUUUUUAAUUAACAAAACUUCAAGUUAUAUUUAUUGUUUAUUUUAAAAAGACACAUUUUUGUUCACUAUGGUAUGGCUAAAAAGUAUAUUUACACUACUUAAAUGUUGAUAAU